Molecule: messenger RNA, 678 nt
Organism: Schistocerca americana (American grasshopper)
Lineage: Eukaryota; Metazoa; Arthropoda; Insecta; Orthoptera; Acrididae
Product: mucin-2-like
Exons: 1
Coding region: 1-678 (225 amino acids)
Source: RefSeq, a predicted model, not a curated record
AUGACCACGCCACUCACUGUCGUGGCUCACAACGCUCCGACCACUCCCGCCACGUCAGACUUACUCACUCAGCUCCAAUCGUCGAGCCCUUCUCCAACCUCACCCUCUACUCCAGUCUCACGCACUCCGUCGAGUGAUCACAUGCUCCCCACAUUGAGCUUCCCUACGAUCAUGCCCUCGCCGCCGGGCCCUUCUCCGGUCCCUUCGACCUCUCCCCCGUCACCUCACUCGCCCUGUCAAGGUUUCUCAGGCCCCUCUAUCUUGAAUGUUCCCUCGCUCAAGGUGUUUGUGCCUGUCCCCCUGGACAUAAUCCAUGACAUCUCUAUAAUACUACACGAUGACACACUGUUUGUCAUGUGUUUCCCUUCAUCCGGUGCUCAUGACACAACCUCCGCCAUUCCCUGCCACCUGGUGAAAUGUGUUACCCUCUCGCACGAUGUCGACCUGGACAUGCUUCGUGUGUUUGCCACACCCACCGGAGACAUCGUCAUUGUCGCUCCAUUCCUCCCACAAACCGCCGGCCUACCUGUCGCCACACGACCAGCACGCCCAGUACGACUUCCAGGUUUGGUGGCCGGACCUUCCUUCACGACAUCUACCCACACAGCUCCCCGGCGAUGCUGUCGAGCUGAUCGUGGUCCGGCUCCCGCGGACCACCCCCCCCUGCCGACGCCUUAG